Williopsis jadinii is the source of this 984-nucleotide messenger RNA. It is a transcript of the gene SRB5, whose product is annotated as Srb5p. Gene Ontology annotation, molecular function: transcription coregulator activity. Gene Ontology annotation, cellular component: core mediator complex; mediator complex. The record is from RefSeq and is a predicted model, not a curated record. The coding region runs from base 181 to 825 and encodes 214 amino acids. Gene Ontology annotation, biological process: termination of RNA polymerase II transcription; regulation of transcription by RNA polymerase II. The transcript has a single exon. NCBI's taxonomy places the organism in Eukaryota, Fungi, Ascomycota, Saccharomycetes, Phaffomycetales, Wickerhamomycetaceae.
CCACGAUCAAGACAAACGCACGGACAAAGAUAGGGGACAAAGACACAGAUUCUGGACAGAGAACAACAACAAAAAAAGACAAAUCGAGAAAGUUUAUAACGAAGACACGGGACAGAGCCAAAGGACAAGGGAUAAAAAGACAAACACAAAGUAUAAUAUCACAUCACAUCAACAUUCAAAAUGGUACAACAGCUCAGUCUCUUCGCAAAAGUUGAAGCAAACCAACAUCCACUGUUGACAAAGGUGCUAUCGACAUUGACAGGGUUACCACCUCACAAGCUGGAAUACCUCUCGCUAUUAAUGGUGCCUAAGAACAUCGUCAAGUAUGAACCGAAUUCCAAAAACGCACAGUUUGAACAACACAGGCUCAAGUUAAACACUUCGUUCGACCCUUCCAAGCAGAAAUCUGACUACAAGGAGUGGAUUCUCCAGGCUACAGACAUUCCAAGUGCUGGUAAGAGGAAGACUCUCACACAGAAUCUGGUUGAGAGUUGUAUAGUUCUGAACGAAUCGCAGAAUAUCGAAUCCAUGUUUGACAAGUUAGGCUAUGCUGUUGAGAAGGAGUUCGUCGUUAGAGGCCAAAGAUGGUGCUAUGGAAAUGUUGUAAUCAAAGUGUUUCAGGUACUUGUCGGCGAGGAGCGAACACCCCUGGAUUCUUCUUAUGUGGUGAAGUGCUUUGUUAACGUGGAUAAGACCACCGAUGUUGAGCUUCUACAGAGAUCUACACAGGAAUUGUUAUCGUUAAAGAAUGAACUAACAGGGUUAAUAGAGCUAGAGAUACCGGAUAGAAACAGUAUGGAUUCAAGAAUCGGUAUCAGAAAAUGACCAAUUGAGCUCUCAUAAUCAAAAUACUGAUCCUAGUGCUAAUUACGAUGUGGCAUCCGAGACCAAUUGUCCCUUCACCAGCUCGAAUUUCCGAAAUAUAUACAUACAAGCUCAAUAAAAAGGCACAACAAAUGAGUACACAGGCGUACACACCAUAAC